Messenger RNA from Guillardia theta CCMP2712, 1542 nucleotides. RefSeq lists its product as hypothetical. Lineage: Eukaryota; Cryptophyceae; Pyrenomonadales; Geminigeraceae. Gene Ontology annotation, molecular function: guanyl-nucleotide exchange factor activity; small GTPase binding. Gene Ontology annotation, biological process: vesicle-mediated transport. Gene Ontology annotation, cellular component: cytosol; endocytic vesicle. The transcript has 15 exons. The coding region runs from base 1 to 1542 and encodes 513 amino acids. The record is from RefSeq and is a predicted model, not a curated record.
AUGUACAGCAACAGUCCCACCAAGGCUUUGUCACGGGAGGAGUGGCAGGCGCUAGAGCAGUCGUCCCUCAAGGCUGUGGGGACCAUUGUCGGCUCUCUGAAGACGAUCUUGGGAGAGGUGCAAAGCGCUAUCGAUGGCAACUCGUUCCACCAGAACAACAACUCGGGUGACUUGUACAGUGAAGGGAAAAGGCAUGAGGAGACUGAAGUGCAGGAUUCGUUUCAAGCUCUGGCCCAGCAGCGAAAGAGUGACUAUGAAGACUUCAUUGCCUGCAUGCGGCAGGCGAACGCUUGGGAUCUUCGCACGCGACUGCAAAGGUUUGUAAAGACUUUUAACGAGGGACCAAGGUACUCGAGAGACGUGAGUCGAGAGGUUGUACAGAAUUUUCUCAUCGACAUGGAGAACUGGAUGCUGCAGCAUCCCAUAUGGAUGAAUCGAACAGCAGAGCUGCAGAUCCGCGCACUUGACAGUUUGGAGCAAUAUGUCACCACUCGCAUCCACAAGCGAAUUUUUGCACCCGACAUGAUGUCAAGGAAACGAGACUCGGAGCUCAGAAUGAGGAUCGCGCGACUGAGAUUCAUCGGGCCGGAUCACUUGGACAUCCCGGCAACGAAUAGGAACGACGAGUCGUGGGAGAAGUCCGUAAAAGCUCUACAGGUGAUGUCUGAACGAACGUCUCCCAUUGAGAAGCUUGAUUGUAUCCUGGAGGCCUCUCGGCAUAUCUGUUCAGCUCCGACCUUGAAUGGUCUCCACACGACAGUCUCGGCAGAUGAUUUCCUUCCUGUCCUGGUCUACAUCGUGCUGAGAGCGAACCCUUCCGAACUGCCUUCAAACAUCGACUUCAUCAGCGAUUACCGAUCUCGAUCAAGGAAUGUCGGGGAAGCAGCUUAUUUUUUUACGCAUCUCGCAGGUGCACUGCACUUCAUUGAAACCCUCGAUGCUACUCGGCUCUCGAUUGAACCCUCGCUAUUUGACCGGCUGAUGGAGAGUGAAGACGAAAACAUCUACUCCUUUGUAACGGACUUAUCUUCCAUCAAGAUAACCCCAGAGAUCGACGUCAGCAGCCAAGACUUUCCUCCUACUAGCACCAACAGUUCAGCAGACGCUGGCGCAGGUAGCGAGCAUGGUGAAAGCGACCCUAACGGCUCAUCGCACAGCCUGGAUGAGCUGGAGAGCGACUGGGAGCAGAAGCAUAUCCUGGAAGCAGGCGACGGAGAGAACGGGGAUCCCUCUGGAGCAGGAGAGACAUCACGGAGCAACGCGGGAGGAGGCUUGCAGCAGCAGUCUCCUCCUCGUUGGUCAAUGAAGCCUCAGCUAUCCAAGCACCUCAAGCCCACCGUUCAGAUCGCCUCCUCUCCCAGUAUCCUAGGCAGCACGGUGGAGUACAGCCCGGGCCCGCAAGAUAGUCCGCAAAAGCUGGGGAAGAAGAAGACGUUGGCGGAACUUGGGCUGCUUGACUCCGUUGACAGGCGGUUCGGGGAGGAGGGAGAAGGUCUCGGCUGGCUUAUGAUGAGCGGCGCGGCUGCUGGUUCCAAGACCUGA